Molecule: messenger RNA, 1005 nt
Organism: Chanos chanos (milkfish)
Lineage: Eukaryota; Metazoa; Chordata; Actinopteri; Gonorynchiformes; Chanidae
Product: trace amine-associated receptor 13c-like
Exons: 1
Coding region: 1-1005 (334 amino acids)
Biological process (GO): G protein-coupled receptor signaling pathway
Cellular component (GO): membrane
Molecular function (GO): trace-amine receptor activity
Source: RefSeq, a predicted model, not a curated record
AUGAAUCUUGAGAAUGUUAACCUAACUGAGAAUUGCCUCACAUUAUGCUCUGAGAAAACAGUUUCUAUAACAGUGCAUGUUUUAUUGUAUGUUUCUGCAGUAGCUGUGGUUCUGCUUACUGUGUGUGGAAAUCUACUUGUAAUCAUCUCUGUGUGUCACUUCAAGCAGCUACACACACCAAAUAAUAUCCUCAUCCUCUCUCUGGCUGUGUCAGAUCUUCUUGUGGGAAUAAUUCUGAUGCCAUUACACUUCAUUUGGAAGACUGAAUCAUGCUGGAUUUUUGGACUGAUACUCUGUCAUGUAUAUAAUUUUUUCUCUUUCCAUUUACCUUGUGUGUCUAUACACUGUGUUGCUCUAAUUGCUGCAGAUCGUUACUCUGCACUGAAUAAUCCCUUUUUCUAUUCUCAGGAAGUCUCACUGUCUCUUAUGUGCGUUGUAGUUUUGUUUAACUGGAUGUUUUCAGUUUGUUAUAACUUUGCUCUUCUUUAUUUUAAUGGAAACUUCACAGAUUUGACAAUGUGCCCUGGAGAAUGCCUUUUUGCUCAAAGUGAAAUAUGGUCCCUAGUGGAUCUAGUGAUCGUGUUCAUCUUUCCAUGUGCUGUGAUAAUAAUUUUAUACACAGGUGUUUUUUUCAUUGCUAGGAGACACAUUAAUGCCAUUAGGGGACUUGUUAAUCUAAGAACAACAGGAGAUGAUGAGACUGUAAAACAUUCUGCUGCAUCUGAAACAAAAGCUGCGAAAGUCCUUGGCAUACUAGUGUUUGUCUUUCUGAUAUGCUUAAUACCAUAUUAUAUUUGUACUUUCAUUGGUGAUAUUGUAGACACAAAAUUGUUUUAUGAUCUAAUGAAUUAUGCCUUAAUUGUCCUUUAUCUAAAUUCAUUCAUCAACCCAAUAAUCUAUGCUUUGUUUUACCCAUGUUUUCAAAGAAGUAUAAAAUUAAUAUUAACGUGUAAAAUAUUUCAAGCACACUCCUCUUUCAUUAAUGUAAUUGGAAGUACAAUUUAA